Molecule: messenger RNA, 196 nt
Organism: Amoebophrya sp. A25
Lineage: Eukaryota; Dinophyceae; Syndiniales; Amoebophryaceae
Source: the annotation of a GenBank genome assembly
AUGAUUACAAGACCGAUCAGAUAUGUUGAUGUUCAAAAUACUGAUAAUUUUGUGUGGAGGCCAGAUCAUAGAAUUACAAGUUGGUGUAUGAAUUUGAAUUUAAUCUCGUUCUACAUACUGAGAAGACGAAGAUAAACUACAAUAGGAACGAGGACUGCGACGAGGACGCGAUGAAUAUGCAACAAUGAGAACAAAG